Mesocricetus auratus (golden hamster) is the source of this 1715-nucleotide messenger RNA. Its product is annotated as signal-regulatory protein beta-1-like. The transcript is spliced from 4 exons. Gene Ontology annotation, cellular component: plasma membrane. The record is from RefSeq and is a predicted model, not a curated record. Gene Ontology annotation, biological process: positive regulation of phagocytosis; positive regulation of T cell activation. The coding region runs from base 1 to 1395 and encodes 464 amino acids. Lineage: Eukaryota; Metazoa; Chordata; Mammalia; Rodentia; Cricetidae.
AUGUUUCCUGCAGGAGCAGCCACGGAAGAGCUGAAGGUGAUUCAACCUGAGAAGUCAGUUUCUGUCUCUGCAGGAGAGUCAGCCACUCUGAACUGCACUGUGACCUCCCUGCUCACUGUGGGACACAUUGUGUGGUACAAGCAUGUAGGACAACAUCAGCAGAUUUUCUAUAGGUUCACAGGAGAGCAGUUCCCCAGAGUCCAAAAUGUUACAGAUGUUUCAAUGGGAAAUAAUAUGGACUUUUCCAUCCUCAUCAGUAAUGUCACAUUUGGGGAUUCUGGCAACUACUACUGUGUGAAGCACAACACAUCAGGAAAUGACACUGAGCCUCAGUCUGAGGGAGGCACAGUGUUGUAUGUUCAUGGAGCAGCCAGGGAAGAGUUGAAAAUCACUCAGCCUGAGAAGUCGAUUUCUGUUUCUCCAGGAGAGUCAGCCACUCUGAACUGCACUGUGAACUCCCUGCUUCCUGUGGGACCCAUUGUGUGGUACAAGGGUGUAGGGAAACAUCGACAGUUUUUCUAUAGGUUCACAGGAGAGCAGUUCCCCAGAGUCAAAAAUAUUACAGAUACUUCACAGAGAAAAAACAUGGACUUUUCCAUCAGCAUCAGUAAUGUCAUACCUGGGGACUCUGGUACCUACUAUUGUGUGAAACUCCGCAAAUCAGAAGAUGACAAGGAGUUUCAGUCUGGGGGAGGCACAACGUUGUAUGUUCAUGCUACACCAUCUGUUCCUGAAGUCUUGGGUCCUGCACCCAAAGCUGCACCUGAGGAGAAAGUGAACUUCAUAUGCAGGUCUCAGGGCUUCUCUCCUAGCAACAUCAGCGUGAAGUGGUUCAAAGAUGGAAAUGAGCUCUCUGACAUCCAAACUACUGUGAAGCCAGAAUUAAAAAGCCACACCUACAGUGUCUUCAGUACAGCACCGCUGGUGCUUCAUAUUGCGGAUAUCAACUCUGAGAUUAUCUGUGAUGUGGUCCAUGUCGCAUUGCAAAAAACCACUCUCCGUGGGUCUGCCCGUUUGUCUGAUAUCAUACAAGUUCCACCCACCCUGGAGAUGAGUCAACAACCAUCAGAGGUUAGGAAUCUGACAUAUAUUGCCUGCCAUGUGAAGAAGUUCUACCCUUUGCGCCUUCGAUUGAGUUGGUUUGAGAAUGGAAAUAUAUCCCGGAUAGAAGAGCCUUCUACAUUUACAGUAAACAAAGAUGGAACCUACAGUUGGAACACUUGGCUCUUGUUGAAGACAUCUGCUCAGGAGGGCAACCUGGUAGUCACCUGCCAGGUUGAACAUGAUGGGCAGCCACCAAUCAUUAAAACCCAUACUGUAGUGGUCAAUGAAAAGCAGAAGGAGGAAGGUACUGACACCACAUCUGGUGAAUCUCUGCCUCUUCCUUACUAUUAGUAUAUUUUUUGCCUCUUUUAUUUUGAAUGUCAAAGGUAGCAUUUAUGUUUGUUUUAUCAUAAUCCUUUUAUCUGCAAAACAAGUAGAAUGUUAAAAGUCAAUUUUUAUCAACUAUCUCACAGGUGUCAUAUAUUGUUGACAUUCACAGAUAUUAGAUAAGGGAGACAUGAAAGCAUCAUCCUACCCUAGCACCCCAUCUCUUCCUAUUUUUACCUUACCUUUGUUAUGACCUCAUGUUUAUUUUCUUUCUUUUGAACAUCUUCCCUGUUUCCAUUUCAAUACAGUUUUCUAUGAAUAUCCGUGUCAUCACCCUGUGUCUU